AUGUCGCUGUCAUUGAAGCAAACUUUAAAAAACCAAUUUUCACCCGACUUCAUCUCCUCCUCCUCAGGCUGCGGCUUGCAGAUCACACAGUUGCGUGGUUGGGGACUGUAUGAUAUAUCUUUGAAAAAAAGAGCUUCUGUUGUGCAUUGUGUGGAAGUUGAUUGCUCAUCUGGAGACUCGGAUAACCUUAUGGAAGUUGGCUCCCAAAAACGGUUAAGAUCUGGAUCCUAUGGUGCUUCUUUCUCUAAAGCAUGCCGGGAGAAAUUGCAGAGGAAUAGGCUCAAUGAGAGGUAUGCUAUCAUAAAAGUUCUUGGAAUUAGUUUCUGUCCUGGAUCCUGGAAGGCUUCCCAAACAGACAAGGGUGCUAUAUUGACUGAUGCCGUUCGAGCGCUGACCCAGUUACAAAGUGAAUCCAAGAAGCUGAAAGAGACCAUUGAGUCUUUGCAAGCAAAUAUUAAAGAAUUGAAGGCUGAGAAGAGUGAACUUCGAGAUGAGAAGCGGAGGCAAAGGGUAGAAGGAGAGAAGUUGGAGCAGCAAGUCAUAGCCAUGAGUACACAAAAUGGCAUUCUACCUCAUUCUCCCGCUAUCUCUACUGCAUUCGCAGUUUGA
Molecule: messenger RNA, 609 nt
Organism: Prunus armeniaca (apricot)
Lineage: Eukaryota; Viridiplantae; Streptophyta; Magnoliopsida; Rosales; Rosaceae
Source: the annotation of a GenBank genome assembly